CCCACUGUUUGCAAAAUCGAAGCCCAGAUUCUUGAUGCAUUAGUAAACACUCUGUUUCUUACACGAUGGCGCAAGAGUAAGGGUCAUUAUUGUGAAAGAUAUAGUAAGACAUGGGGAAAAGGUCAUAGCAGGAACUUGGAUAGAUGAAAGAUAUAUUAAGACCCGCUCAUAUACCAGUGCUGCUCCCAAUUGAAAUCGGACCCCGCCGGACCCAUCACCCGAACUAGUUUUUGGCGAUUGCACAGUCGUCGGAGCUCCGCCGAAAUCAUGGGGCUUCUCAGCAUCAUCAGAAAGAUCAAGCGGAAAGAGAAGGAAAUGCGUAUUCUCAUGGUCGGCCUGGACAACUCCGGGAAGACGACGAUUGUCCUGAAGAUUAAUGGAGAAGACACCAGCGUCAUCAGUCCAACCCUCGGCUUCAACAUCAAGACCAUCACUUACCACAAGUAUAUGUUGAAUAUAUGGGAUGUUGGUGGGCAAAAAACGAUAAGGUCGUAUUGGAGGAACUACUUUGAGCAAACUGAUGGCCUGGUUUGGGUUGUGGAUAGUUCAGAUCUUAGAAGGUUAGGUGAUUGCAAAAUGGAGCUUGAUAAUCUGUUGAAGGAAGAGAGGCUAUCUGGAGCUUCUUUGCUGAUAUUUGCUAACAAGCAAGACAUCAAUGGGGCUCUUACACCCGAUGAAAUCGCCAAGGUAUUGAACUUGGAUAACAUGGAUAGAACCAGGCAUUGGAAGAUCAUCGGUUGUAGCGCAUAUACAGGUGAAGGGCUGCUCGAGGGUUUCAACUGGCUAGUUCAAGAUAUCGCCUCCAGAAUCUAUGUGCUUGACUAAAUCAUAAGCAGAUUUGGACCUUAUGUUCUUGGUUUCCUUUUGUAUUUGUGAGGAUUUUGGAUGUUAGGAAGUGAGUGUUUUUAUCUCAGUCUCGUCGCCUGAACUUCAGAGCACACAGGCUUGAUUUUUGAACUUACUGAACCUUGAGCCUUGAGGUGCGACUCCAAACUUGUACUGCUUUGUGCUAAAUUGAGGUAAAUACAUGUGCUUCAUUUAC
This is a messenger RNA of Linum trigynum, 1042 nucleotides long. The record is from the annotation of a GenBank genome assembly. NCBI's taxonomy places the organism in Eukaryota, Viridiplantae, Streptophyta, Magnoliopsida, Malpighiales, Linaceae.